AUUGGGCGGUCAGUGUUUAACACUAGUUAUACUUUAAUGCUAUAGCAUUGGUCUCAUAGUGUACUGUAUAUACAGUGAGUGAGUGAGUGUUACAUUAGUUUUGGAUAUUUGAGUGAUUGUUGAAACAAAACGUUUGUCGUCAUUGAAUGAGUGCUUUAAAUGACUACUCAAUUGAUUGACCGCUUGAUUGCUAUAAGUAGUCAAUGAAUGGCUAAUCAAUGACACAAUUAGUAAGCAAUCAUUGAAUUGUUUUUAAUAGCAAUUAGUGAUCGCUUUUUACACAACAAUACAACCCAUUAGUGCAGUCAUAGGGCUGUCACUCAAUGGUUGUCUGCAUUUGAUCGCCAUUUUCGUUACCAUCGCUGACAUCGCAUUGUGAUUGUGGUCACGAUUGACAUCUUCGGCCCAUUGGAUCCAUUGAUAUUCUGACCGAUAUUUUUAGUCAACAAAUUUGUUUACAUUUGAUAUCAAAGUUUAUAAUAGUGUUGACAAACACAUCGAUUAAUUAGUGGCAAUGCAUGCAUCACAAGGAAGAGGUAGUGCGGGAACUAACGGUUCGGGAGUGUUGAUGGUUGGACCCAAUUUCAAAGUCGGCAAAAAGAUCGGGAGCGGCAACUUUGGUGAACUCAGAUUAGGUAAAAAUUUAUAUAACAACGAACACGUGGCCAUCAAAUUGGAACCAAUGAAGACCAAAGCGCCUCAAUUGCAUCUCGAGUAUAGGUUUUACAAAUUGUUGGGAAACGUAGACGGAAUACCUAAAAUCUAUUACUUCGGUCCGUGCGGUAAAUACAAUGCAUUAGUAAUGGAAUUAUUGGGUCCCAGUCUUGAGGAUAUGUUUGAUCUCUGCGACCGAAAAUUCUCGACUAAAACUGUCGUUCAAAUUUCAUUACAAUUGUUGUCUCGCAUAGAGUUUGUACACUCAAAACAUCUUAUAUAUCGCGAUAUAAAACCAGAAAACUUUCUAUUGGGAAGACCUAACUCACGGAAAUCUAAUGUCUUACAUAUGAUUGACUUUGGGUUAGCCAAGGAAUACAUAGACCCAGAAACUGGUAAACAUAUUCCAUAUCGAGAGCACAAGAGUCUAACCGGAACCGCCAGAUAUAUGAGCAUAAAUACACAUUUAGGAAAAGAGCAAAGUCGAAGAGAUGACUUGGAAGCAGUCGGCCAUAUGUUUAUGUAUUUCUUACGCGGAAGCCUUCCCUGGCAAGGACUCAAAGCCGACACAUUGAAAGAGCGUUACUCUAAAAUAGGUGACACUAAGAGGGCCACACCUAUUGAGGUACUCUGUGAGGGAUAUCCCGAAGAGUUCGCUACUUAUUUGCGAUACGUUCGAAGGCUGGACUUUUUUGAGACACCCGAUUAUGAAUAUCUUAAAAAGUUAUUUAUCGAUCUAUUUGAACGGGAAGGCCAUCAACACGAUGGCGAAUAUGAUUGGACUGGUAGACAACAGUCACAAUCACAUCAAAUGUCUGAACCGCCUCCCAUUCCACGUGAAAGACAUGCGGCCAGUAAUAUAAAAUUAAACGAUCGCAAUAAGAAUGCGUGGAUGGAUAGACAAGAUGAUAGAGGAUUGGGCGCCUCCGGUGCCGCUAAGCUAUUAGGAGGCAGUCUAUCCACUGCUGAUAGACACGGCUCUGUCCAAGUAGUGAGCUCUACAAAUGGUGAUCUCACAACUGAUGAUCCGACUACUGGCCACUCUAAUACUCCUAUUACUGGACCCGUUGAAGUGGAGGUGGUCUCGGAGACAAAAUGCUGUUGUUUUUAUAAAAAGAAGAAGAAGAAGAAGCCUACGCGUCAAAAGUGAUUGUUGGGUCAAAAGUGAUUGUUUGGUCAAAAGUUAUUGUUUGGCCAAAAGUUUGAGUUAUAUAAAGACAUCAACUUUUGGCUUACGUUAUAAUUUUCAUUAAGUCUUAUAAAAAUCCUAAUUCGAUAGUAAUUUUUGGAAUUCAAUUUCAAUAAUUUAUAAUAUGUGGUGAAUUUGACUCCAAGUGCUCAUAACUGUGUGCUAACCAUUUACCGUACUUUUAUCAACACAACAAACCGUUUGUUAUAAUAUUGAAUUCAAUUCAUUGGAUGAAUCGAUUUCAUUGUGAUUUCUGAUUAUCAUCGAUAUUAUUCAUCGAAGGCAACAAUUGUUUGAUCAAAAAGAUGUUUUUAUCCGUGAUUUUCCAGUAAUUCAUUUUGUGUAAUAUUAUAUAACUUUUUCAAACUACAUGUCAAUCCCAUGAAAUUGAAUUUAUUAUUUAAAAUUUAAUUGCAAAAGAAAGAAAAAUUAAUAUUAUAAUUAUUAUGUUUAUUAGUCUCAUAUAAACUGAAUCUUAAU
Oppia nitens is the source of this 2323-nucleotide messenger RNA. RefSeq names its product casein kinase I-like (gene gish). The record is from RefSeq and is a predicted model, not a curated record. Gene Ontology annotation, cellular component: plasma membrane; cytoplasm; nucleus. The transcript has 9 exons. Gene Ontology annotation, biological process: positive regulation of canonical Wnt signaling pathway; signal transduction; endocytosis. Gene Ontology annotation, molecular function: ATP binding; protein serine/threonine kinase activity. NCBI's taxonomy places the organism in Eukaryota, Metazoa, Arthropoda, Arachnida, Sarcoptiformes, Oppiidae.